AUCUUUGACUUCCGUAUUAAAUUACAAAGUACUAGUCGAAUCCGUGGAAUCCUGUGAAACGGGAAGAGUCCUCACUCUCUCUCCCUCUGCCUAAGGGAUUUUCUUCUCUCAUUCUCUGUAAUCAGUUUGAGAUUUUGAAGAUGGGUGAGGGUGGAAAGCGUUCUCGACCACACAGGGAUAAUGAUGGAGACAACAAAAAUCAAAAGAGAAGGUUAAGUGAUAAAGAGGAGAAGAGUUCUGAUGAACUGGUUGUUUAUAGAAUACUAUGUCCAGAUGGGGUUAUUGGAAGUGUCAUUGGUAAAAGUGGCAAAGUCAUAAAUUCAAUCAGACAGGAAACAAGGGCAAAAGUCAAAGUCGUUGACCCAUUUCCUGGAGCUAAGGAUAGAGUCAUAACAAUCUAUUGCUAUGUUAAGGAGAAGAAGGAAGUUGAGGUGGAUGAUGAACUCGAUGAUGAACUCGGUUAUAAAGUACCGUUAUGUGCUGCUCAAGAUGCUCUCCUUAAAGUUCAUGCUGCAAUUGCCAAUGCUUCUACUGCUGUAGGGGAUGCAGAUAAGAGACAAAAGGAUAAGGAGGAAUGCCAACUUCUUGUUCCCUCUAGCCAAUCUGCUAAUAUCAUUGGUAAGGCAGGGGCAACUAUUAAGAAACUCAGGAGUACAACCAGGGCAAACAUCAAGGUUAUUCCCAAGGAUGCCAAUGAUCUGACUCAAUCAUGUGCCUUGGAGUUCGACAACUUUGUUCUGAUAAAUGGUGGCCCGGAAGCUGUUAGGAAAGCACUUUUUGCAAUUUCUACUAUCAUGUACAAGUGCAACCCUAGAGAAGAAAUUUCUCUUGAGACAACAGUCCCAGAAGUUCCUCCAAGCAUCAUUAUCCCAUCAGAUGUUCCCAUUUAUCCACCAGUGGGCUUAUAUCCUAAUUCAGAUCCAAUUAUACCUUCUAGAUCACUCCCACCAAUCUUCAGUGCUACACAUGUGCCAGAUCUUCAGGGCUAUGCAGAUGCUGGGACUACAUGGCCUGUUUAUUCAUCUGCUUUUCCUGUGGUGUCUGGUUUUGGCAGUGCCUCACAAUCUGAAGUAUUAGUCAUAAGGGUAUUAUGCCCAUUUGACAAGAUUGGGCGUGUCAUUGGCAGGGGUGGGUGUAGUAUUAAAAGUAUGAGGCAGGACAGUGGUGCUAAUAUUGAGGUUGAUGACACAAAAGCCAACCGUGAUGAGUGUAUUAUCACUGUAACAGCAACAGAGUCUCCGGAUGAUUUAAAGUCCAUGGCUGUUGAAGCUGUUUUAUUGCUGCAAGGGAAGAUCAAUGAUGAAGAUGAUGAUACUGUUACCAUGCGCCUGCUUGUUCCCUCUAAGAUUAUUGGUUGUAUAAUAGGAAGAGCUGGUUCAAUUAUAAAUGAAUUAAGGAAGAGAACUAAAGCCAAUGUCCGUAUAUCAAAAGGGGUGAAGCCAAAGUGUGCUGAUGCAAAUGAUGAGCUUGUUGAGGUUGUUGGAGAAGUUGGUUGUGUUAGAGAUGCACUUAUACGGAUUGUUUUAAGGCUCCGAGCUGAUAUUUUGAAAGAUUGGGAUGGUGGUCAUAACCCUUCAGUAGGUGCUGAAUCUUUGCACUCUGGUGUUUUAGGCCUUUCAAUCAGGGAAAGGGGUUAUGGGUCAUCAUACUCAUCAAAGUUGUAUGGAGGGUUGCCCUCACCUUCGACUCUUGAUAUAUUGAUCCCUGCUAAUGCAGUUGGGAGAAUUAUAGGCAAGGGAGGGGCAAAUUUAUCCAACAUGAGAAAGAUAUCAGGGGCAAUGAUAGAGAUUUCUGAAUCUAAAUCCUCUCGAGGUGAUCGCAUUGCUCUUGUAUCUGGUACGCCUCAGCAAAAACAUGAAGCAGAAAACUUGCUUCGGGCAUUUAUAAUGGCCACCUGAGUUCUAAGGCCAUUUUAAAGUUGAAGGUGAAUAGUUAAACUUUGGAAUUUUCCCUAUGAAAAAUUUCUUCUCCAUAGUUCCUUUAGGUGUGGUUUUUGGAAAUGGCUUCAUGUUCUAGGCUUCUUCUGGUGUGCUCUUUCUAUUUCUUCCAUAACAGUGCCCUUAAAGAUUCUGCCUGAAGAUUUGCUGCUGCUUUGCUUUAACGUUCUUGGAGUUAGAUUUCAUCAUUGUUUCUUAAGUUACCCUUCAUCUGUGAUAUCUUAGAACUUUUUAGGAUCCUUCUUUCCUUGCAUAGAUAUGGGGUCAUAUCUUUUCUCAGCAUGGUGUCCUUAUUUCCAAUAUUAUUAUACUUAGACUUUGGUUGUUUGUGCCAGGAAAUAUUUCUAAUAACCAUAAUUGACUAGCCUGUAGAUGUAUGUGAUUAUUUUCUGCCAUUCAUCCUUCACUCAGCUUCCCACUAGAAGGAUCUAUCUAUUGAUGGUGUGAAGUGCAAUGCAGUUGGUGAUUAUUCCUCUUCAUUGGUGUUCCCCUUGCUCACCUUGGUAGAGCUUCUUUGGUUAAAAAAAAAAAAAAAAAUUUAAAACAUCCACUGAAGUUAAAUAAUACUAUUUUCAAUUCUAAAGGGCACUUACAUUCUCCUCCUUUUUUGUUUUAAACUAGUGCGAUGUUUCUGGAUUUAUGUUAGAUCAUUGUGAAAGCUGAACCAUGAGAUUGUUGUGUCUUAUCUCAGUCUGUCAUUUGAUUUCUCAGUUUCCCUCAGUUCCUUUGCUAAAUGUUUUUUUGCUCUAAUAUCAUCUCAAUUCUCACACUAUGAAAACAUCCACUGUAAUUAAAUAUAGUAUUUUCAGUUCUAAAAGCACUUACAAUAUCUUCCUUUUUUCCAUUUUUCCUUAUAGCCAGAGGUUUGCUGUUAAACAUGAAAUUUAACAAUCAAUCUACUGGUGCUCA
Messenger RNA from Rubroshorea leprosula, 2846 nucleotides. Lineage: Eukaryota; Viridiplantae; Streptophyta; Magnoliopsida; Malvales; Dipterocarpaceae. The record is from the annotation of a GenBank genome assembly.